AUGCUGUCAAAGCUCCAGGCUCCCAUGGCCUCGGCUGCGCCGAGACGGCCUGCUGGCCGUAGGGUGGCAACCCAACAAAGGGCUGAGUCCCUGAAGGAGGCUGCGCCUCAAGAAGGAACGCUUCCUUCUCCAAUGGCGGCAGCGCCGCACCCGCAAGAGGACUUUCGACGUCAUGGUCGUGGCCCCGGAUCGACGCACUCCGAGCCAAUAGGUGGCAGGGGAAAAUCCAUUGGGAAAGGCCAGAUGCAUGCCCAGCCCAUUCCUGGUCAGGGAUGGUUCACAGAUGGGCGCCAGUGGUGGCCAGUGGACCCUGCAAUGAUGAUGGCUUCAUGGUCGUCAACGCCCUACUCAUCAUGGAGUUUCCUGAGCCAGCAGACUCAGGUGAACCCCAUGGAGUCCGAGAAGAUCGGAAAGAGCCAAUAUGGCACUGGCACGAGGACGCAGACGAAGACCAAGACUGAACCAGAAGCCGAGAAGCCAUCUAAGAAGGAUAAAGGCAAGGACAAGGAGAAGAAGGACGACACAGGUCGAAAAGGGAAGAAACCAAAGGAGGAGCCUCCCGAGGAAGAUCCGCCCGACUGGGGCGACGGAGACGAUGGAGAAGACCCAGAUGGGUCGGAUUACACCUAUGAAGAAGAGAGCGAGGAGGAGGAACUCCAAGAGCCAGACCAGGAGGUCGAAGUCACACCUCGGUCUGCGGUCAAUCUGACACCGAGGAGCGCAGAAGGUGGAGGAGCCGGGCCGCGACCCGAACAGGCCAGGCAGCGACCUGGACCCAAGCGACGCGCGGCGGCGCACAGGGUGCAUCAGGCGGCAGCAGAUCCGCCUAACAGACGCAGACGUGGUGGAGCACCACCGGAUGGCAGCGGCCCUCCAUCCACAGCUGGUUCGGGUGCACCUUCAAGCCGAAGAUCAUCGACGAUGAACACGGAUUCAGUUCGAGACCUACUGCAUCAGCGAGACAACCGCCCUGAUGGAAGGGCCAGGGCAAACCUGGGCCAAGUGAGACUGGAGACGUUCUCCGGAGACAGGUCCCAGUACCGCAACUGGAUGAAGACGAUACAGGCUCAGAAACAACUGUAUCAAAUCCAGGACAACGAGCUGGCGGUGCUGAUGUUUUUGAGCACGACAGGAGAAGCUCGGGAGGUCUUGAAUCAGCUGGAGGUGGCCGACAUGCAGCAGGAGGGAGGCCUUCAAAGGCUAUUGAGACUCCUUGAGGAGGCUUAUGGGAGUAAGGCGGAUGAGAGAUUUGAGGAGAGGCAGUCCGCUUUCCUCAAUUACCGCCGCUCUCCUGGCCAAAGCAUAGCUGCCUAUCUAGCAACGCUCAAGCGUUUGCGCACCGAGUACUUGCGCGAGGACACAGGCACAGUCAUAUCUGACCGCGCAUUUGCGCAGCGGAUGCUGACCAGAGCUGCACUGACACGCAAGGAAAGGUACGACUGCUUCUUUGCGGCGGGCGGUUCUUACCGCUCGGCCCCAAUAGAGAAGGUCUUGAGGUUCCGGUGUGCGCAGAUCCACCUGGACGAACACCCGUCGAGCCGACGGCAGGAAGACCGCGCCGGUCGGGCUGUGCAGCGCCAGCCGCAGAGGAAGAAGGUCUACAAGAGAUCAGACCGCCGAGGUCCCUACAGGCCUACGAGACAUACCCAUGUGGUGGACGAGCAAGAAGAUGAGGGGUAUGACUAUGAGGAGGCCUACAACGACACGGACGACGAGGACUUCGAGCAGGAGGCACUCAUGGCAGAGGAGGACAUGCCCGAAGAGGAGGAUUGGUCACAGGAAGAGUUCGACGAUGAAGAGCUCGAUGAUGUGGACCAAGCGGCCCUCCAGGAAGCCUUUGCAGCUGGAUGGAAGGCAAAGAACAAGACUGCAGCAGCCAGGCAGUCAAGAGGAUACAAAGGCGAUGGAAAGCCUUCGAAGGGCAAAGGAAAGGGCAGGCGUCCAGACUCUCGCAACCCGGAAGAAAGGAAGAAGAACUCGACCUGUGCAUCGUGUGGGCAGAAGGGUCACUGGAAAGGAGACAGUGUCUGCCCAAAUGUCAGGUCUGGAAAGGAUGCACCACAUCGCAAGGAGAACUCCACCAACUACACCACCGGCAGGUCCAAUCGAGGCAGCGCCUCAAGUGCCGCUGGAGGGGCCCGCGAGCCCCCACAAGAUGUCCGAGAACGAGAUGAUCGAGAACCUCUGCAGAGGAAGCUGCACCCAAGCGGGUUGAAGAGCACUGGGAAGGCUGCGCCCCCAGAACCUCCUUCACCUCCCCGGAGAGGAGCAAUCGACAAGUCUCCAGCAGACACCUUUGUGGUCCCGAGAGCACCACGGGAACCUCCACCACCAAGGAGACAGCCGCCGGAGCCAGAUCACCCCCCUCCAGGUAGGAGGAGACCUGUGGAAGCAGCCUCACCUCCGAGGCGUGAACCCGAGUUGGAACCCAAGGCGGAGAACUCUCCAGAGAAGCCCAAGCCGAAGAGAAGAAAGCAUUCGGCAGGGGAAGAUCGAACGAGAAGAUCAACUGGAGAGGAACGAGACAAGAAUCGAGACAGAGAUCGUGAUCGUGGUCGACGUCGUCGCCGACAGGAGGAGGAGCAGGCGGCUGCAGCCGGCACAGAAGAACCUCGUGAGGCAGCUGCCAACGAGGAGGCCUUUGUCUCGCAGCCAUCAUCAGGUGUCACAGCGCGGCAGUGCAACUGGACACUGAUGGUUGGCUCAUGGGAUGUGAUCAAGGACUACAACUCUGAGGCAGAGGAGACGGUCUCAUCUCAUUCGGACACAAGCGACAGCGAGAUUGACGAGUACGUCAAGAAGUAUCAGCUGCAUGACCCACCAGCGAUGAAGAAAACCACCAAGGAAAAGCUGAAGGUCAAGCUGCUGACAGUUUUGAAAUCCCUGGCAGAGGACGAGGAGGAUGCCGAAGUGAAGAAGCGCUUGAAGCGCAAAGAGAAGCGCCUGCAGGACAAGGCGGCAGCUCGAGCCACUGGCUCCCAGGCUUCUGGAUCAGAGGCACCCAAGAAGUCAAGAGCCAAGAAGGAGACCCCGGAUCCGAAGUUGGAUGAGGAUAUGGGCCUAUCUACAGCGGAUUUGCUCCAGCUCCUGCCGCACAUGAGCAAGGAGGAGAAAAAGAUCCUCUACCGCCAGUUGAAGAGGGAACGUGAAGACGAGGCGGUGAAGCUCUUCGGGAAGAACGCGGCCUCAAGCACCCCAACAAUGAUGAAGAGGCCGGAUCGCCGCCGCGAUGGGUACUCGGCUGCGUCCGUACCUUCUGGAACAGUGGGCCGCGGCCUAAGAAAGGAGGACGUGCAGGAGCCUCCGGACAUGGAAGCCACGAUGCCCGUUGGAGUUCGGAAGAAGCGCAUGGACCAGUUCAGGAAGGAGCUCUACGAGGCGGCGAAGAACAGAAAAGGGCGCGUGGUACCAUCUGAGGCGUCGGACUUGCCGACAGCUGAACAGGAAAAUUGCCCUCACCCUUUUGAACGACUGUUGUGGGGAGCAAACUCGAAUGCCCAAUGGGCAAGCUGCCGAGACUGCAAGCUUCGAAAGGUGCUGUACUAUUCGGCUAUGCAUGGCGCAAUGGCAGUGGACCAGACUAUGCCGGACAUCCUGGAGGAGGACAAUGGAGCGUACCACUCCAACAUCCUGGCCCCUGGCCAUGUCAUUCUGGACACAGGGUGCAGAACAGCAGUGGCCGGUCGAAACUGGCACAACAACCUCCAGGAGCUCAUGCGCCAGAAAGGGAUGCCUUUCUACAAGGCAUACCAUGAAGAGGUGUUUCGCUUUGGUGCAGGGGCCCCAGUUUUGAGCACAGAGGCGUUCAUCUAUGCCAUCCAGAUCUAUGACCACAGAUCGUGGGUUCGCAUUGCCGUUGUGGACAAUACUCCAGAGGAUGGCAGGGUGGCAGAAUGCCCUGGAUUGGUGGGCCCGGCAGAGCUGGCCAGAUGGAAAGUCCAGAUCGACUUUGCCAAGCUCCAAGUUGCCAUCCAUGGCAAGUGGCAGCCAACAGUUUUGAGUCCUUCGCGACACCCCAUCCUGAACUUGCUCAACGUGGGCAACCGUCCAGAUCCUGGUCAAUGGGAGGUUGGCGAGCUCAAGGAGCUGAGGCAGCGCCUCGCGGCAGAUCCACAUUCAUUUGCCCUCCUGCAGGAGGCACUUGAUGAGCUGAGCUCUGAUGCCGGCAGCGCCGGGGACGAAGCACCAAACUAUGAGGCUGUGCAUUGGACGGCACAGCAGCUGGAUUCGAUGGCCAAAUGGCAACAAGACACCGAGGCGGAGGCCAUCAAUCUGUUGGACGUCAUCGGCACGGAAUGCUUCCGGGUCACCACAGGUGGGGAGCGUGACGAUAGCUCCACUGGAUCAAUCAGCGAGAGAGAGAGUGAAACCUCUCAUGAAGGUGGACUUCCAAUGGUCUUGGAUAGCAGUGCAGAGGAGUCCACGAGUUCAGAGGAGGAGCUGCCCGAUGAUGUGAUGAUGGCCGGCAGCGCCGGUGACACAGAACAGCUGACCAAAGGUCAGAAGAGGAGGCUGCUUUCAGCCACCAAGCAGGUGAGCGAAGCGGUUGAGGUCGAGUGCGAUCGACGCCGCAAGGAAAAGGAAGUUCCACGCUUUCGACGUCUGAGGACAGGGCUGAAGAUCAUGGAGAUCUUCACUUGGAGCUGCAUGCUGUCAAGGUUCGCCUAUGGUCUGGGAUGGGAGUACCUAGAACCAGUCACACUCCCUGGCUGGGAUCUGACAGAUCCUCGCAUUCAACUGGAAGCCCAUGACUACAUCGACAAGGUGGACCCCGAUUUUGUCAUGUUGGCAUGGCCCUGCGGGCCCUGGUCGCUGCUCCAAAAUCUGAACAGUAAAACGUGGACGCAGCGCGAAGCAUUGCAGCACAAGAGAGAGACAUCGAGGAAGCUCCUCAAGUUCUCUGCACAGGUGUCUCUCAAACGACAGAAGCGUGGCCGCGCCACCUUGGGAGAAAACCCGCUCACAAGCUUGGCUUGGAAAGAAGACCCAAUCAUCGAUGGUUUUGGUGAUUUCCCGCAAGGGAUCUGCGAUCAGUGCCAGUAUGGCCUGAAACAUCCAGAAAAUCGGAUGCCUCUCAAGAAAGCCACAAGGUUCGUUGGACAGGAGGAGAUCGUGGCCGAGUUGAGGAAGAGAUGCCCAGGCAAUCAUGAGCAUUUCCCCAUCGAAGGUUCUGUCCGAACCAAGGAUGGCACCAUCUCCCUGUCAUCUUGGGCAGGUGGUUAUCCAGUCCCGCUGUGCCGAGCGAUCAUGACUGGGGUGAUCAACUAUAUCCACCGACCAGAUGGCAAGCAGGUCUACGUCUUGGAGGACCACGUGGCGGAAGAAUCCUAUCAGGAUGGUAUGGAUGCAAUCCGAGAAGAGGAGGAACAGAUCGCAGAAGAGCUGGCAGAGCCAGAAGAGGAUGAGCGGCGAGCUGUGCCGCGAGAGGUGCAAAAAGCUGUCGAGUUUGCACACCGACAGUUGGGUCACCCGAGCCGGGAUACCCUCGUGAGGAUGCUGCGCAUCUCUGGGGCAACUGAGGAGGCUAUCCGCCAUGCUCGGCGAUGGCGCUGCGAAGUUUGCAGCCAGCAGCAACCUCCAAAGCACCCCAUGGCUUCAACUCCCACUUUGAGGCCGUAUGGUUUCAAUCGCAAGAUCCACAUCGACAUCAAGUUCGUUUUUGAUAGCCGUGGCCGAAAGUACCCAUGCUUGAGCGCAGUUGAUUUGGGUACAACGUACCACAUGGCAGUGCUACUCAAAACACGACGGUCGGACUAUGUGGCCCAAAAAUUUCUGAGGCACUGGGUUCAGGUGUUUGGAGUGCCUGAACAUAUCACCCAUGAUCAGGGUGGAGAGUUCGAGCUCUCAUUCAUCCAGCUUUUGGAAGAGAUGGCAGUGCCCAGCACGGUGACAGGUGCUCAUGCAGGAUGGCAGCUGUCUGUGGGAGAACGCCAUGGUUCCAUCCUUGGCAAUAUGAUUACAGCGAUCACCACAGAGCACAACUCAGAGGGGUUCAGCGCCAUGAAGUUGGUGAUCUCAUCUGCAGUUGCCGCCAAGAACAUGACGGUGACCAAGGACGGAUUUACUCCAAAUCAACGCCUUUAUGGCGCCGAAAUCAAGUUCCCAAGUCUCACCGAAGACACCGCCAAGCCCACCUUUGCAGAGGCUCUGGACGCGGAAUCGGAAUAUGCCAGAGCUCAUCGCAUGCGCAUUUGCGCAAGGUUGGCAUUGAUCCGCAUGGAUGUACAAGAGAAGUUGCGCAGGGCCAUCCUGCGUAAGCCUGCCCAUGAAGGAGAGGGACCAUUCAGUCCUGGAACCCAGAUCUACUUCUGGACACCAAGGAAGGCCGACAAGCGGUACAAACGUGGUGGACUUUGGCGGGGACCCGCGACUAUUCUCACGCGAGAAAGCAAAGAGCGCUACUUUGCAAGCUGGAGAGGCCGCGCCCUCCUUCUGGCAGCGCCCAACAUACGUUUGGCGACAAAGGAGGAGCUGGCACUUCGUGAGCCUGCGAAGGAGGACGCAGAUGAUUUGGGGGAGUUGCUGCGCGACCCUCACAGGGAGAAGACCUACAAGGACCAAACUCGCUUGAAACCACCUCCAAGGGUCGUCAAGCGAAAAGCUGAACCCGACACACCAGAAAGGAAAAGAGCCCGCAUGCUUCUGCGGGGAACCAAAUCAAUCCGCCAGAUCCUUCAGGACCGCUCGAACCUCAUGAGACAGUUCCGGAAGAGAAAGGCGGAGAAACAGAUCGAAGACCAACCCGAGCCGAAGAGGGUAUCUCGACCAAAGAGGCCCAAGGCUCUCGAAGAUGGACAGGCAGCGCCUGAGGUGUCGCCUCUACCACCUCCACCCGAUCCACUGGCUGGAGAAGAGGAGGAGGUCAUGUCAGAGGCCUACACACCUGGAACACCAAUCAAUGACAAUGAUGGCGAGCCGCCACAUAUCGAUACGGAUGAUGAAGGUUUGGAUGAGCCAUCCGCGGUUGAGGCCGAGCCUCCCACAGUCAGGGCACCGCACGAAGUUCCGGUGCCACCCAUGCAUGAUGAUGAGUGGGAGGCCGAGUUUCUCAAGAAGAUUCCAGGAGAGGAAAGGAGAAGGUUGGCUCUGGAUGACGUGCCAUUUUCCCUCAAGCGAAGGCACGAAGGAAUCGACGAUGCUCAGGCUGAUGAGGCCAUUAAGAGGCUGAGGGCCAAUUUCUGUGCACAGGUGGCCGCGACCACUGUGUUUGGCUCCCUUCAAAAUGAAUGGGUCUCAAGAUAUGAAGUGGACCUAUUGAAACAGCUGACAGGACUUCCAGUCACAGCAGCCAGGAUCCACAGAAGCCCAAGGAAAAGAUUUCAGAGACCCCCGAAGAUGACAAGCCGUUCCAGGCUGAGCAUCCUCAUUGGGAAGAAUCCCGAGGACACCUUCAUCGUGAAUGAGACUGAAGAAGAAGUGCGCCACAAUCCCAGGCGCCGUGCCAGUUUUUACUGGAAAGGAAUGACCAUCUUCUACAAGACGCACAAGGAAGGUGAGACCGAGCCGGUCUACAUUCAGCUCCCUGAUGGUCUUUACAAGGCGGAUUUCAAGCCGCAUGAAGCCCAGGAGUUUGAAUCCUUGUGGACUGAGGAGAUCAAAGACCUGCUCACAUCGGAGGCCUUGAUCCUCAAACUCAAGAAAUGUGGGAAAGAGUUGGAUCCCACCUUUUUCGAUGAGAAGGAGCAGGCUGCCUUUGACAUCUCUGACAAGAAGGAGUGGUCGGAAUGGAUUAAGAAUGGUGUUGUGCAGCGCGUGACACCGGAGGAGGCAGAGAAGAUCCCGCGAGCCAACAUAUUCCGUGCACCACUGCGGAUGCUUCGCACAAACAAGCAAUCAAACCGGCUGCUGCCGUUGGUCGCCAAAUCCAGGUUGAUCGUCCCAGGACACCUGGACCCACAACUCGGCGAGUUCAGGACUGAUAGCCCUACGUGCCCGCAGGCUACAGUUCGGGCAGCAAAAGCGGUUGCAUCCGCACGGAAUUGGGGUGGCACAACAUUUGAUGUCACCACCGCAUUUUUGAGUGGCAAGAAUCUACAGAGGAAGGUCUACAUCAGGGCACCUCGUGAGGGAUUACCCUCUGUGGAGAAGUGGCCACCAAUUCAACCAGGUGAGCUUUUGCAGAUCCUCAAGUCCGCGUACGGAUUGACAGAAAGCCCACGAUUGUGGUACCUGGAGGCCCUUGAUCGUAUGAAGAAAACAGACCUCCAGGAGCUUGAGAUCUGCAAAUCCUGCUUUGUGGCCAGCGGCCAAGAUGGGCGUAGCUACGCCAUACUUUGUCUCCAUGUUGAUGACGGGCUUUUAUUGGGUGACUUGAGCGACCGCAGGGUCCAACGACUCAAGGAACAAAUCAAUGGUAUGUUCACCAUAAAAGCCUGGAAGGAAUUGUCUGCGGACACCCCACUCCAAUUUUUGGGUGUGGAUGUGACCCAAGAUGCCCGCGGCAUCUGUGACGACAUGUCCCAGUACAUCAAACAGAUUCGAAUCGAACCUUUGCAAGGAAGUGGAGAGCUGGGACCACGCGAGGUGACAUUGUACCGCCAAUUGGUCAUGCGUUUGCGCUGGCCGGCACAACAGGUGUUACCACAUCUCCUGUACCAGGUGUCCAACCUCGCACAAAGGGUCAACAAAGCUACGUAUGCUGACUAUCGUGAAGCGGUUAAACUUCACGGUCAGUUUUUGGAUGAAGUUGAAAAGGGCCGCGCCCGACUUUUAUACCCCAAGCUCAACGAGAAGGACAAGCUCUUCUACGUCAGCUACUUCGAUGCUUCGGUUGGGAAAGAACAGGACGGCAAAUCACAGCUUGGAGCCGUCCACUUUCUUACAACAGAGCAAGCUCGAAAAGGGCCAGCGCCAGCUUCAGUGAUCGAGUUCUCAACGAACAAAAGUGGUCGGGUGCUACGCAGCUCUAUGUCAGCGGAAAGCUGCUCUAUGAGUGGAUGUGUUGACCGACACCUAUAUGGGCGUCUGGUCAUUGACCGACUCCUUUUUGGAAAUCGACCCCUGGAUGCCAACUGGCGUACAUCGAUGGGCCUGGACGGUGGCGUUGUGACGGACGCCAAGAGUUUGUACGACCACCUCUCCACGACGGGCCAAUUGCCGACAGAGCGGCAAACAAUGCUCGAUUUGAUGGUGUCGCGACAUCAUUUGGAGAGUGGUGCCUAUGAGCUUUUCUGGGUACCUACGCAUAGGCAGUUUGCAGACUGCCUGACUAAAAAGAUGGUCUGCCUCCUGUGGCAGAGUUUCUGUCAAGUGCCACGCAUCUCCCUGCGUGAAACGCCGGAGGAGAAGGCACUGGAGGACCAUCGACGCAAGCUGCGUCAGGGCCAAAGGCAGCGCCGAAAGGCCAAAAUGAAGAAAGGCCUUGCCUCACAUAAGUUGGACGAGAUCAAACAAUGGCUGGCUGUGCAGAACAUUGAUGUCGCCAUCAUAUCGGAGACCAGAAUGACUUUUGAGAGUGAAUGGACAGAUGGUUUGUGGCAUCAUGUGCAUUCUGGACAGCCUGAUUUCCGUGGUGCAGGAUUGCCGUUCACCAUGGAAGAGCUGGCUGCCUCACUGAGGGGCAUCCCUGCCCUUAAAGCAGUUGCACGACCCUGUGCUCCAGGCAUCGUGUGGAAGGCAGUUGGGCCCUUGAUCACAUCUGAGCCGGUAGGCAAGGCGCUGGUAGGGAUUUUAGCCUCCAAAGCUCAACAUGCCAUGAUGCCAGAGAUGACAAAAUGGCCCAUCUGGGCCUAUUUGCCCAUGAGAUCAACACAAGAUGCACUGCUGAGGGUCACUAGACAUUGCACUGAAGUGCGCACGCUGCUGGCCAUGCAACGCACCACCCCGUUCACACGGGAACAGAAAACCCCGAAAUAUCGAGUGGCAGGAACAGAGAGAUACAUCAAGGUUGGGCGUGGCUUGCGGCAAGGCUGUAAAGCUGCGCCACUGUUAUGGAAUGGCUAUCUCCUUGCUUUUCUUGCUGAGUUGAAGACCCGUGUCUCCCACAGUUGGAUCCAGAGAUGCCUCAACUUUUAUGCAGACGAUGGGCAGCUAGGAGAUUCGUAUAGAUCAGAAACUGAACUCCAUGACCUUUUGACCAACAUUUAUGCCACACUGGAUUUGCUGAAUGAAUUUGGGAUGACGAUCAACUCGGCCAAAUGCACGGCUCUUGUUGCCAUGACCGGCACAUCCUGCCGUAAGCUUCGAACUGCAUUGACCACGUUUCGUGAUGGAAAAGAAUGGCUGAAGCUUGAGCAGCCUCACAAACCGACCAUUUGGCUGCCGGUUGCAUCUCAGGCCAAGUAUCUAGGCACAGUGAUGAGCUACAAACUGCUGGAAGACCAAACAGUGUUGCACAGAAUCCAGUUGUCGAAGAUUGCCUUCCAUCGCCUUAGCCGCUGGCUUAAAGGCAAGCGUGGCAUGCCAACAUGGCAAAGACUUCGUAUUUGGUCCACCUGUGUUUAUCCAGUUCUUAGCUAUGGCAUUUGCACGGUAGGAAUCACCACCUUUGGAGCCACCAAGCUGCAGCAGACCAUGUACAGCAUGCUCAGACAAAUCCUUGCUAACCAUGCCUAUGUCACUGGUCAAAGCCAUCAACAAGCACUUGCACAACACGGGGUAGAGUUGCCGCUGAUUUGGAUUGUGAAAACCGUCGACAGCCUGCAACAGUCUGUCACUCAAAGACUUUUGUAUGCUGAAGAGCACGAUGUUGUGCACCGGCUUGAUUGGAAUCACCUCUCCAAUUUGAAAGCAUUCCUAUUGGCACAGCUGCACACAGGCCCUGUGGAGUCUCACCUGCCACGAGCUGAACCUGACGUGGUUCUGCAGGCUGGCCCUCCAGAGUGCUGGCAACCUGAAGCUGGCCACACUGCUGACGCACACGGUGGCCUUGCCAACAUGCUUGCACCACGACCAGAGGCCCCAGUCCGAGGGCAACAACUGAUCACAGAAGCAGACCUACAGAACCUCAAGAGCCAAGAAUGGGGAAACAGGAUCCUCACCAUUGUUGGCACACGGAACUGGCACCACAUGCGAGGUGAAAAUGCAGCAUGUGAGUACUUGGCUUCCAGGUGCUGUCUGUGCGACCAGUUCCUUGGCCGUACCCAGGAUCUCAACCAUCACCUCAAGCUGCUCCACCCGGAAUAUUGGCCCCACACUGCGGCCAAGGGCAAACAGCUGACGGCCAUGCACGGCGACGAGACGCCUUGCCCAUACUGCCAUGCACUGUUCACUAACAUGCAUCAAUGCACGGUGUGGACGCAGCUGGCGAUGUUGUUGGUACACGGAGGCAGCAGCUUUGACCAAGACUCUCAGGGGCAACCCAAUGUUUUGAAAUGUGAACUCUGCAAUCAAGUCCAUGACACGGCUGAAGCCUUACAUGCACACCUGACCCUGGACCAUCGGCUAGUGAGCACCAGCUACAACCCGGCCAGAGACAGCGUAGCGGGAGAACCCGCUUGUGCCCACUGCGGAGCUCUUUUUGAGCACUUAGAGUCCCUGCGCAGUCACGUGAACCAGGGCAGGUGCCCAAGAUUUGACCCAGAUUUGCCAACUGAAGUGCUUGAUGUUCAAGAAUCAUGGAUUGCAGCCACAUGUCAUGGGGAACUUGCCAAAACAUUGCGAGAUGCCCACACCCGACUCCAACUGACAAUCCAAUGUCAGAGUUGCAGCAGCCGAUAUCACCGUGCCAACGACCUAUCAGGUCACUUACAAUCAGCGCAUUCCAGUCUGUGGUCGGCCUCCCAGAGACUUUGCCAUUUGUUAGUUUCCUUGGUCUACAGUGAUGUUGGUUGCACAUGCAACCCCAGUGUGAGCAAUCCUCGUGCCAACCAUGUGUGUUUGACCCUGACCCAACUAGCAAUGCAGCAUACGAGAAUCCCAGAUGCCAUCUUUUACCCAAUCACUCCCACAGAUGAAGAGCUGGCCCAGAUUUUCUCUUCAAAAUUGGAUCGUGCCACACGCUUUCUUUUUGAACAGAUGCUCACAAAUCGACAGUUGCCAGCACUUUGGCAAGAUGCCAAUGUCCUCCAAGUGACCAGGUCUCAAUGCCUCAUUUGUGGAGAGAAGUAUCAUGCGGGAGCACUCACGAUGCAUCUACAUGAGGCGCAUCAGGGUGGACUGCCACUGGUGAAAUUCCUUUUGCAACAGCUACUACCACAUUUUCUCCAGCGCAAUGACACUGACCAUCAAUGCUUUGCAUGCACACAGGUCUUUAAUCAUAAACUGGAGGAUGCUGAGGUGUCCAACCAGAUCUGGAACGCCUUCCAGGAUCUCUCACCAUGGCUGGACACCAGCCUGAAACUGACCCAGAAUGCCAACCCAAAGCGGCAAAGAAAAGGCGAACCCAGAAAGGGCAGCCACACCAACGACAGCAAGGACCAGAUCCAUCUGGCCAAGGCCAUGACCAUGUUGGCAACCUUGGCCAUCAAAUUGGACAAAGAGAUCCAAACCAUGAAGAAAGAGGACACCUACAUUUUCUUUUUCGCCAACAAAGGCGAAGAGAGCUGUUUGCACACCUUGAUACAAACGACGGAGCAGUGGGCCCAGAAGCACACAGAGAAUCAGAAGGCGGACCCACCGCUGCAGAGCAUGCCGCUGAGACAACACCUGAUGCAGGUCCUCUUCAACAACCUGCUCACGAGAAUCGAGCAGCUGGGGAAUGCGCCGGAGGGGGCAGAAAUCUUGAAAGCAGCGCAGCAGAACCUAGUGCUGCUGAAGGACAAGACCUGCCCGUAUCUGGAAUGGAGUCACAGCAAGAAGGCCUUGACGGUCAGCAACAGGCCGCCACUCACGCUGAAGCACUUGCAUCAGCUUUGCACAGAUCUCCUGGAAGCCCUGGCCAACCCAGCCCUGGUGGUGAAGUUUCAUGCCCUGCCUUCGGGGAGCAAACAGGAAGUAUCACCAUGGAAACUGCAGCUCAGCAUGCGGAUGGACGAGCCCUGGCAGCUGAUGCAAACCCUCUGCAAUUCGGGCAUAUGGCUCCUCAUGGGAGCAACACUGAAAGCUCACAGCCUGGUGCAGAGCCCAGCAGCCCACAACUUGCAGAAGGCCCUGAAUUUGACACCGUCAACCAAAGGCAAAGGGAAGGGCAAGAACAAAAUGACCCCCGAGCUGAAACAAGAGUGAAUGCAGCUCCUGGCCAGCAACCAGAUCCACUGAUCAUGCUCCAGCGGCUGUCCCACUUGCUACUGGAAAAUCCAGGGAAUCUUUGUUUUGCUAACUCAGCUGUAUACUCAUUGCUGUGGGCCACCUUGACGGUCCAACCAUGGCACCCAGCACUUUGGGGAACACAAAGCAGAGAUCUGCACCACUUUCUGUUUUCCAAAUCACGAUCCAAUUUGCUUGAAGAACCAUGGUUGCAGCAGAUCUUGCGUUGUUGGGGCGAAAGGGAUCCAUUAUUUGAUCCUGUGAAUGUUGAACAACAGGACGCGGCUGAAUUUGUCAGCACCUGGCUGGAGCUGAUGCAUACUCCAGCGUUUGACAUGAGUUGGGAACGCAGAAUGGAAGAAAAUGACAUGACCCGUGCCUUUGAUUAUAGCCAUAGACAUACACCAUUGAGCCUGAAGUUCAACAGUUUCCUUGCCAAUUUC
This is a messenger RNA of Cladocopium goreaui, 13568 nucleotides long. NCBI's taxonomy places the organism in Eukaryota, Dinophyceae, Suessiales, Symbiodiniaceae. The record is from the annotation of a GenBank genome assembly.